AUGCCUCCGCGUAGACGCCCCCAAUUCACCCAGGAACACAUCGACCAACAGCUUCAGCAGAUCCACCUGCUCGACCCUUCAUCGUCCUCCGAAAAUCUAGAACAGCUGGGCCCAAUAAUCAAACAAAUUCAUACAAACCGGCAACAAGAAGCGUACCUCAGGACAGUGCAGGCGCUCAUCGACUCCAAGGAUGCCGAAAUUGAGAAGAUAUGCAGUGACAACUACCAGGACUUUAUCUCCUCCGUAUCAACCCUGUUCACCGUCAAAGCUUACACCGACAAGAUGAAAGAGAACAUAGCUUCGUUGGACGAAAGCGUUGCCAAGCUCGGAGGUGGUUUGGUCGAGAAGAAACGGGCGUUGCUCCAGACAAAGAAGACCGCAGCUAACCUGGAUGAGGCUAUUGAUACCCUCCAGGCAUGUCUACGGGUCUUGGACGUCGUUGACCGUGUCGGCGAGAUGGUCAGGCAAGGGAAAUACUGGAGCGCUUUGAGGUCUCUCGAGGACAUUCAAAAUAUGCCUUCAACAUCGCUCUCUCAGACGGCGUUCUUUCAACACCUAUUGUCCUCUUUGCCCUCACUGCGCGGCCAGAUCAAGGACGCAGUAACCGCCUCCAUGAAUCAGUGGCUCCUGGAAAUCAGGAAUAUCAGCACCGAGGUAGGCCGUCUUGCUGUCGAAGCGAUGGAGACCAGGACCAGGAGAUGGAGGAGCAGACGGGAGAGGGAUCCGUUGCUCAGGAUGAGUCGCGUAGGGAGUGCAGUCGAGCUAAUAACCUAUGAGAAGACUGAAUUCAACGUUCUGGACAACGACAAGCUACACGUCGAUUUCAAACCGCUGUUUGAGUGCAUACAUAUAUACACCUCCUUGGAUUCAUUAACUGAACUGAAACGGUCAUAUCAAGCCGACAGAAAGGCGAACCUCAUCCUGCCCAACCCCCUUCCCCUACAGUCGCUUUCUGUACUCACCCAAGAAAUCUCCGGCUUCUUCAUCGUCGAAUCUCAUGUCCUGGAAACCACAGGAACCUUCCGUUCCCAGCGGGAUGUCGAAGAACUUUGGGAUGCUCUCGUUACUCGACUUACAACUGCUGUCGAGGAUGCUCUACGCAACGAGAAUGACCCUGAUACCUUCCUACGCGUGAAAGAGAGUCUGUUGACAUUCAUCAUGACACUCGAGAGCUACUCCUUCUCUACAACAGCCCUCCAAAAGUUUAUCCUCGUUCUCUUCGAGAAAUAUGCCCAAUUGCUGGAGUCCCAAUUCAGUACUCGCUUCGAGCAGAUUGUGCGACAAGAUGACCACAUUCCGAUGCGAGUCGAGACCUCGAGCGACGUUAGCGCCGUCCUUGACGUUGUUUGGUUGGAGGAUCACGAAAGGAGCGAGAUCCAAGCUCAACCCGUUCCUCAAUCGUUACCCUGGUCGCAAACGUUCUACCUUUGCUGUCAGGAUCCCCAGAUUCGCUUGUUCAUUCAAAAGUUCUACGCGUUUGUCGAAGGCGUCUCACAGCAUCAUCGCGAUAUUGACGAGAUUCUGAGCAAGUCCCUAGAUAACCUUUUGAUUAAAUACAUCAGCGAAUCAAUUGCUCGACGACUCGCUGGAACCUCCACAUUGACUCAAAUCGCACAAAUCGUCGCCAACCUCGAACACUUCCAACAUGCAUGUGAAGAACUUGAGAGAUCCCUGACGAACCUUAGGUCUACGCAGCGUGGCGGCAUCGUCAGACUGACAGCAUCUACCUCGUUCCAGAACACCCUUUCCCGAUCCCUAGGCCGCAUCACAGGACUCAUCUCGUCCAAGCUUGACCAGUUCUUCGAACUCUCGGAGUAUGACUGGACGCCGUCAACGCGCGAAACGUCUCCGAGCAUGUACCUUUACGAACUGGUGAACUGGCUGACCACUGUCGUGGACUCUUUGGUGAUCAAGGAAUCGUACAAGGACGAGGCCUAUAAAGGCGCUCUGGCCUACAUCGCGGACUGUCUAAUGGACUUUUUGUGUGGUCGAGAUAUCCAGGUCAUGAACGAGAACGCUGUUUCAAACAUCCUUAUCGACAUCGACUUCCUGGAAGAAGAACUGAAACGAAUAGGAAGGCCGCAUCUUUCGUCGGUCUUCACCGAGCUUCGCAUGACUGGCUCCAUCCCGUUAAAUAACACCGUCCAGGAAUACCUCGUGCCCGCCAAUCGACAAUCCUCGUAUGCUGCUGUGAAGCCCAAACGACUGCAGGCAUUGCUAGACAAACUUGCCAAAUAUGGAGCCACACAACGGGACUCGGCGCUUCGAGAGCUAGCGGAGAAACGGCGGAAGGAAGCAGACGCUGUAGGCAGAGUGUUCCCCGGUGAAAACCGAUAG
Coprinopsis cinerea okayama7#130 is the source of this 2337-nucleotide messenger RNA. RefSeq names its product rsec15. Gene Ontology annotation, cellular component: exocyst; membrane. The transcript has 11 exons. Gene Ontology annotation, biological process: intracellular protein transport; exocytosis; Golgi to plasma membrane transport. The record is from RefSeq and is a predicted model, not a curated record. NCBI's taxonomy places the organism in Eukaryota, Fungi, Basidiomycota, Agaricomycetes, Agaricales, Psathyrellaceae. Bases 1 to 2337 code for a protein of 778 amino acids.